AUGGCCGACCAAUUUAAAGCUCGAACGCUGAAACGCAAAAACGUUAAGGGUCUCGCUCUGAAUGCAGCACCCAAACCCCUCUCCAACCCGUCCGAUGGCGAUGCCCAAGUUCCCGGUGCGAUUGGAAAUACUGACAGCAACCGCACCGAUACGCUGGAGAUCGGGUUGGAGUUUCGCCUUGAUCUUCGUAGUGAGGAUUUGAUCACCUUAAAAGAACUAGGGGCGGGAAAUGGCGGUACAGUCUCCAAGGUCAUGCAUGCCUCUACUAAAGUUGUCAUGGCCCGAAAGAUUAUCCGUGUCGAUGCCAAGGAGAACGUUCGAAAACAGAUACUGCGAGAGCUUCAAGUUGGCCACGACUGCAACUCCCCAAAUAUCGUGACCUUCUAUGGAGCAUUCCAAAAUGAAGCCAGGGAUAUUGUUCUGUGUAUGGAAUACAUGGACUGUGGUUCUCUUGAUCGCAUAUCCAAAGACUUCGGUCCCGUCCGAGUGGAUGUACUAGGCAAGAUCACAGAGUCCAUACUGGCUGGUCUUGUGUAUCUCUAUGAAGCGCAUCGCAUUAUGCAUCGUGACAUCAAACCAUCCAAUAUCCUUGUCAAUUCGCGGGGAAACAUUAAACUCUGCGAUUUCGGCGUCGCUACUGAGACUGUCAAUUCGAUCGCCGACACCUUUGUCGGCACUUCGACCUACAUGGCACCCGAGCGCAUUCAAGGCGGCGCGUACACUGUCCGUUCGGAUGUCUGGAGUGUAGGCUUGACGGUCAUGGAAUUGGCCGUGGGUCGAUUUCCCUUUGAUACCUCAGAUUCUUCGGCAGGGGACCGAGCUAGCGCUGGCCCUAUGGGUAUCUUGGACCUUCUACAACAAAUUGUCCAUGAGCCUGCUCCGAAGCUUCCAAAGAGUGAUGCUUUCCCCCCAAUCCUGCACGAGUUUGUCGCCAAAUGCCUCCUUAAAAAGUCCGAAGAGCGGCCAACACCCCGAGAAUUAUAUGAUAAGGAUGCGUUCCUUCAGGCUGCUAAACGCACACCAGUUGAUCUUCAAGAAUGGGCGAUAAGCAUGAUGGAGCGACAUAACCGAAAGUCUUAUCUGGCUCCCCCACCGCCCAAGUCUCUCAAAGACGAGAAAGAAGAAUCACCGCGCCGUAGCCCCGCCCCAAAGCCAGCAGUUAGCAAAUCGUCUCGCACACCACAUUACACGCCAACAUCUGGAGAGAUCCCGUUGAAUAUGGCCAAUGAAAUGUCUUCCCAAAGCCGGCAUUAUCACGUACCGCCGAACCCAUCUCCUCGCCCCAGUAGGUCGACCAGAUCUCCGCCCGCGAUAUCACUAGAGCAUCUCUCUUUGGAAACCAAGGAUGAUGAUUACCGAGCGGGACGCCACCCCUCUCGUGCGCACUUAGGAGACCCAGUGUCUGCACUGGAGCCACCCUCUCGUCAGCACAUCGUAUCUCGUUCGGCGAGCUCGCACAACAUGAAAUCGAGAAUGCCACUUCAGACAUCAGCUAUGCCUGUUCGUGCAGCUCCUCCUCCCAGCGGGCCCUUACCACCGGCUCCAGUACCGGGAGCACCAUGGCAACGCCAAGUAAAUUAA
Aspergillus nomiae NRRL 13137 is the source of this 1581-nucleotide messenger RNA. It is a transcript of the gene ste7, whose product is annotated as MAP kinase kinase Ste7. The record is from RefSeq and is a predicted model, not a curated record. The transcript has 4 exons. Gene Ontology annotation, molecular function: protein kinase activity; ATP binding. The coding region runs from base 1 to 1581 and encodes 526 amino acids. Gene Ontology annotation, biological process: protein phosphorylation. Lineage: Eukaryota; Fungi; Ascomycota; Eurotiomycetes; Eurotiales; Aspergillaceae.